UUUUACAAUAAAUACUGGCUCCUGGUCGCUUUAGGUUCUCAAAAACUUCAGCUGACUCUAAUCUACAGACUGACUGAAUAGAGGUGGACGCCUGUAACAGACAGAAUGAGUUUCCAGUGGUGCGUGCUUUUCUCCAGUGUGCUUGUAGCGCUGUUUGGGGGGCUGACUGAAGCCUGCAGCUGUGGACCCCAACACCCCCAGACUGCUUUCUGUAACGCUGAUGUGGUGAUCCGAGGAAAAAUCGUCGGUUCUGAGGAGGUGAAUUUGGAGAACCGUACAGACGGGACAGGACUGUGGCUGCGCUAUGAGAUUAAACAAACCAAGAUGUACAAAGGCUUUGAGAGCGUGUCAGAUGUGCAGUACAUCUACACCCCUCACGACGGAGGCCUGUGCGGGUUUGUGCCCAGCGAUGCUACCAAGCAGACAGAGUUUCUCUUCUCUGGCAUGACCGCUGGGGGCAGGCUGACCGUGACUGUGUGCAGCUUCAUCCAGCCCUGGAACAAACUCAGCCCUGCCCAGAAGAAAGGGCUCAUGCACACCUACAAGCACAACUGCGACUGCAGGAUCACGGCCUGUAACUCUGUCCCCUGCACGCUGUCCACUGAAGCGGAGUGCCUGUGGACUGACGGCCUGUUCUCUCGCGACUGGGACCACGUGCAGGCCCGGCAGUACGCCUGCGUUCACCAGGGAGACGCUACCUGCAGCUGGGCAGUGCAGAAAACCGCGCGGCAGGCCUAGGGCCUGCAUGGGGCUUCCAACCAGUAACAGCGACUACAAUACUGAUGAAUAGCUUUACUGUUUGGGGAGGGCAGAGCCUUUUAAACCUCUAGAAAACUGAUUUGGGAUUGAAAGUUUUUGUUGUAUUCAAAGCCUAAUAAUAAAAUAAACAUUUACUAAUAUAAUUCAGUGCUAUUUUUAAAUCGGUUUACUGUUGUAUGAUGUUUGCAAUCAUUCUGAGUGGUUCUGGGUUCUCCAGUGUUAAGUUAUUUUGUUAUUGUAAGGUUUUUUUUUCUAAAUUUACUUGGCUUGUUUUGAGUUGGCCUGGAGAUAUAGAGAAAUGAUAAGAACUUAAUAUUGGAGCAAGAGAUCCCAGAACCACUCGGAAUUCUUGCCAACACUAUCAAGGAAACGUACACAACCAAAAAAAUAAUAAUUUUAAGAUUGCUGCUAUUUAAAAAAAAAAAAAGUUAUUGGGUUAGGGGUGUCAUAAUUAAAAAUGAAUCCUAUGCUGAAAGGAAAACCCAAGUAUAAGUAAAUAUUUAUUUAGUUACUUCUGUGUCUUUUUUUUUUAACCUAUUAAAUAACAAUUGAUUACAAAUGUGUUCAUUAGAUCCUGCUUACAAUCAAAGUUUACCAGUUGCAGACUGUUGUCUGAAUAAUUUAGGACCAACUUAUUUCUUUGCACUGAAUGCAGUUCUAUUUCAACUAAAUUCUAUCUUCUGAAUGCAUGAUCAGCAGUAGAUUUGAAUUCUUAUUUUUUUUUCUAUAGUUUUUAAAUAGAUUAUUUGUAUUUCUGCAUAAACUGUUUGUUUUUUUUCACAAUAAAAAUUUGUAUCAAACCUAA
Molecule: messenger RNA, 1564 nt
Organism: Acipenser ruthenus (sterlet)
Lineage: Eukaryota; Metazoa; Chordata; Actinopteri; Acipenseriformes; Acipenseridae
Product: metalloproteinase inhibitor 4-like
Exons: 5
Coding region: 106-738 (210 amino acids)
Biological process (GO): negative regulation of membrane protein ectodomain proteolysis; negative regulation of endopeptidase activity
Cellular component (GO): extracellular matrix
Molecular function (GO): protease binding; metalloendopeptidase inhibitor activity
Source: RefSeq, a predicted model, not a curated record